Messenger RNA from Gambusia affinis (western mosquitofish), 6109 nucleotides. RefSeq names its product stromal interaction molecule 1a (gene stim1a). Lineage: Eukaryota; Metazoa; Chordata; Actinopteri; Cyprinodontiformes; Poeciliidae. Gene Ontology annotation, cellular component: endoplasmic reticulum; plasma membrane. The record is from RefSeq and is a predicted model, not a curated record. Gene Ontology annotation, biological process: intracellular calcium ion homeostasis; store-operated calcium entry; activation of store-operated calcium channel activity. The coding region runs from base 221 to 2674 and encodes 817 amino acids. Gene Ontology annotation, molecular function: calcium ion binding; calcium channel regulator activity; protein binding. The transcript is spliced from 14 exons.
AACCGUAGGUCGUUGCACGGUUUUCCUCUCCGCGGAGCAAGACGAGCUUGCUGCGGCUUUUUUGGUUCAGUCUGUAGGCUGUCUGAAGACUGAGAGCUCAACCAGGGGGUGGAGUAACAUUGCUCUUCUACUCCGCGGGACCAGACAUCAGCUGCAAUGUUGCUAUUGAGCUGAAAUAACACUAUUUGUUGACUGUAAUACAUGACAGCACGCAGCAGACAUGGAGCUUCACAAAUCCGUGACCUUGUGGAUAUUUUGUUUGUGCCUAAUUGGAGAGAGUGCAUCUGAAAAGCAAAGUUUCUUUUCACCAGAGAGUCAAAAUGGUGAAAACGGCCUGUCAGACUUUUGUCGUAUCGAUGAACCACUAUGCAAAGAGGACAACGCCGUUCUCACCUUUGAGGCCAUCUGUAAUAUCCAUAAGCAGAUGGAUGAUGAUGCAAACGGCAACGUAGACGUAGCAGAGACUGAUGGCUUCCUCCGAGAAGAUCUAAACUACCAUGACCCCAAAGCCAAGCAUAACAGUUUCCAUGGUGAUGACCAGUUUAUCAGUGUGGAGGACUUGUGGAACGCCUGGAAGGGUUCUGAAGUGUAUAAUUGGACAGUAGAUGAAGUGGUGGAAUGGCUCAUCAACUAUGUAGAAUUACCUCAGUAUGUGGAUGCAUUUCGCAAGCUGGCUUUCAAUGGAAGUAUUAUGCCAAGGCUGGCUGUGAAGAAUACCACUCUGACGGUCUCCAUUCUGAAGAUUCUGGACCGCAGCCAUGUGCAGAAACUACAGCUCAAAGCUUUGGACACGGUGCUUUUUGGACCACCCCUCAUGAAUCGACACAACCACCUGAAGGAUUUCAUGCUGGUGGUGUCGAUAGUGAUCGGAAUGGGGGGCUGCUGGUUUGCCUACAUCCAGAAUCGUUACUCAAAGGACCACAUGAAGAAGAUGAUGAAGGACUUGGAGGGUCUCCAGCGGGCUGAGCAGAGUUUGCAUGACCUGCAGCAGAAGCUGCAGAUUGCCCAGGAGGAGCAUCGGACGGUGGAAGUGGAGAAGGUGAACCUGGAGCAGAAGCUGAGAGACGAGAUAAACGCUGCGAAGCAAGAAGCUCAGCGACUGAGAGGGCUGCGAGAAGGCUCCGAGAACGAGCUGAGUCGGCAGAAGUAUGCAGAAGAAGAGCUGGAACAGGUGCGCAUGGCUCUAAAGAAAGCUGAGAAGGAACUGGAGUCUCGGAGCGGCUGGUCUCCUCCAGAAUCUCUUCAGAAGUGGCUGCAGCUCACCCAUGAGGUCGAGGUGCAGUACUACAACAUCAAGAAGCAAAAUGCCGAACGGCAGCUCCUGGUGGCCAAAGAGGGGGCAGAAAAGAUCAAGAAAAAGAGGAACACUCUCUUUGGGACGUUCCAUGUGGCUCACAGCUCCUCACUGGAUGAUGUGGACCACAAAAUCUUGGCUGCAAAACAAGCGCUUGGUGAGGUGACCGCCGCUCUGAGGGAACGGCUGCACCGCUGGGAGAAGAUUGAGAUCCUCACAGGUUUCACUAUCGUCAACAACCCGGGCCUUCCCUCGCUGGUCUCCACCCUCAACCUCGACUCCAGCUUCAUGGGCGGCAGAGCCACACCGCAGCACUUCGUCAUGUCUGACGACAUGGACGACUUGGACGAAGGCAUGAUGUCUGGAAUGCUGCAAUAUGGUACACUGCAGCAGAGGCGGCGAGUCGGUGACCUGUGGCCCAGUGCUUCAGAUUGCCAGUCCAUAAGGAAGUAUUCUGCUCCCAGUAUGAUGUCCCUGCGCCAACGCCACAUUGACCCCCAGCUGGCUUUGGGUUCCCAGAGGUUGGUAGAGAGUUCCCUGCUUGCGGGGCAGCAGGGAGAGGGCAACCCUUACCCGUCCAAGCCUAGGCCUGCCUUCAGACAGUCUCGAAGCCAUUCGUUCGGGCAACUCGAAUGUCUUCCCCUGCAAACUCUCUCCUCAGCUGUGUCUCACCCGUCGGUCAUCUGCUCUUUCAACCCAAUCCCUCAGUCUGUGCCGUCCUUGUCCUCUUCCUCCUCCUGCUUGCCCAGCACCGUUGCUGGCGGUGUUGCCCUUCAUUCCUCCCAUGUACAUCAUGCUGCUUUCCAGCCCAUGGACCCAAUUCCUGAUUUUAUCUCCAAAGUUCACUCCUCAUGCAGCGACAAUCUCGGGGACUUGAACCGCUCCGACUCCGACUCCUCGUUGUCCCUCUCACAAGUCGGCGAUCGGCUCUCGGCCUACGGCUCCAAAAGCCAUCUGAUCAAGCCCACCUCUCUGUUGUACGGCCUCUCCGGCCGGGCGGACGACACCAUCUCCCUGCACUCCAACGGAGGGAACCGGAUUUACGACGGCGGCGCCGCGGAGAACGUCUCCGGGAGCCCCAUCCUCAUGAAGGAGAUCCACCACAUGGAGAAGUCGCCCAGCCUGGGAGAGAUCAACAGCUUCUCCGAGUCUUCCCGAUCUUUCAGCCCCAACUCGACCGAGCCGGAUACGCCGUCUCCGACGGGCGGCCAGGCGGGAGCGGCGGCAGCGGCGGGGGGGAAGGGCAGCAGUCGCAUCCCGCAGCUGUCCUCCAAGAAGAGUCCUCUGGAGGAGGACAGCUGCUCUACUGGAGAAGAUACAGAUUCCGCCGUCAUCCGCAAGAAACACCCCUUCAAAAUCUUCAAGAAGCAGAAGAAAUGAGCAACAUGAACCAAAAGGCUGUCAAAGCUGCUUAACUGUAUUCCUCUAUUUGUCUCUUUUUUUUCUUCUUCUUCUUCUUCUUUUUGUAAUGUCUUGGGUUUAAUUGCGGUCAAAAAGAUGGCAGGCUACAUUUUACCAGUAGGUUCCGACGCCUGCGUUGGACUGAGGGAGCAACCCGCCGUCUGGCCUCCUCUGCUUGAUGGUCCAGCGUUCGAAGUGGAGCGCGGCGCGGCGCGGCAGGUCUGUACAGUGGAAUGUAAAGUAUUAUUUAUUCCUGCAGGAAGUUGUGCCAGUCUGAAAGGGAAGCAUUUCUCCCUCUGGAUUUCUUUAUUUUAGUUUCCCCCCCGCCCCUCGUUCUACAAUCUGACAUUUUGCAUGUCUUCACUUUUGUUUGACUGAUAUGCUCUUAGUGUUUGCUCGGUUCGUGUUGUUAUCCAGCGUAGAAAACACUCGAUGUUACUUUGAUUACUACCUAGCUGUCUAGCCUACCAAUUCAAAUGAAUGCACACAGUUUCUUGUGUUUUGUUCCUCUUUUAUUCUUUUUUUUUUUUUUUUACAACUUGCAAGUACAGAUUUUUCUGUCAUUUGUUGUCUAAAAGGGGGAAAAUAUGCAUUUAGGGGAACUUAAAACACAAUAGGAGGAGUGGUAGUUAGAGGUUUGCCUACACCAAAAUGUUACUAUUUAGACACAGUGUAACAGUAAAGACUUGUAGAUGGAGAAGAACAUCUGCUAAUGUUACAAAACGACAAUCACAUUUUAAGGAAAGGGCAUUUCUUUUUUUAAUGUUAAAUACUUUUUUCAUGCUGUACAAUAUUGGAAAGGUCCUGGAUAUCUGUUCUUUUUCUUGUUUUAAAGUCCAGCUUUAUUAAACAAUAACCACAGAUAAAAAAGAAAGUAUUCAAUGAAUUGAAACCUUACCUAUGCAUCUCAAUUAAAUUAACAUUGAAAAGUAAAUCCAAAACAUUUAGUUCUAGAUUUGAAGCUCAAAAGAACUAAACAGGGAUCAUUUUGAAUAAUUUAUUUCUGUUAAUUUCAGCUUCAUUGUUUCCAGCUAAUGAAAAUCCUCAAUUCUGUAUUUGAGACCGUAAAGUUUACAUAACAUUUGAUAAAUGGAAUCGGUUUCAAAACAGAAAUAUUACAUCAUGGCCAACACAAUUUUUUUUCUCCACCAUUCUGUUGUUGAUGCCAUCCAAAUGUAGGGUGGAGCACAGAAACUUAUUGCUGGCUGCUCUCAGUGCUUUGUCAAAGCAGGGCAGUGGAAGGUUGAGUGAAAGGAAAAAUGUGGCACCAAAUGAUGCAUAAACAAUUUAUUUGCUUCAAGCUAAACCCCUUCUUGCAUCUGGUUCAGAAAAUGUGUAACACAAGAAAUGCACCAGCUGUAACCUGGGUAGGCUACUGGUUUUGUAUGCAAGUAAUCUUAGCUUCACAAUCUUUAGCAAGAUUGCUUCACAAUCUAGUAACAAGUAGUAAUCCCUAAUUACUACUAGUUACUAGAGAUAAGUAGUAGCUAGCUCUUACUGAGUCUUUUUUCUGACAUUAUUUUCUUUCCAUUUGUCACAGUCAGGACUCUGAAGGAUUCAUUUAGAUAAAUAAAUCACAUCCAUUUUAGGGCAAUUCAUCUUUUUACAUACAAGGGAACCUUUGUGUUUGUGUGUUUCUGGUACGUCCAUAAAUCUGACCCACAACUGACAUCUGCAGUCAACAGUGGACGACAAAGCCACUUCUCUUGGCUCACUCUGGGCCAACAUUAGCUUCAAAAAAACUGAUGGAACGGGAAAAGACUGUCAUGGUGCUAGAAGGAGUUAGCCCAACAGUGAAGCUGUUCAAGCCAGAAAUAGCAUCUCGGUGCUAAACAUGUAGCAGCAGCGCAGACGUCACCAGUACCACCGUCAACGACCACGAGUGAAACACUGGAAAGCAGAACAGCACUUUGCACCAGUUCAGAUUAAAGACAAUUGUUAUUGAGCUGUCUGUUUACUUAUUCAAUAAUUACAACAAGUAAUUAAUAAUUAAUGAACUAUUGAAAAUUUGAAUCGAGUCCCACCACUAGUUGAUAUGAUAUGCUUGCACUCUGAGCAGCCAGCGUUUGUAAGUAACGAUACUUUGUUACCAACGUCUCCUACACAGCUGACCUUCCAGUGAAUUUUCAGUCCUUAGCAUUUGUUGUGCUAUAAAAAAAAUACUUCUAGUCAAAUUUCUUGAGAAGCUGGAUUUAGGGUUUUCAUCAGCUAUGAUUCAUAAUAAAAAAAAACAAUUGAAGAACCAGUUGAAGUAUAACAGUGUGUGGAUGAAUUCUCUGCUUGGUAACAUUCGGAUGAAGGCGAUGAGAUCAAAUGUCACAUUUUUGAUCAGUUCUAUUAGAAAGGCAAAACUUUAAACGGCUUCUGCUCUUUUCUGUCUUACUGGUCCCCCUUUUUCCCACUUUAGUUCAAUGUAACGAAAAAGUAAGUAGUAAUAGUUGUUGGUAAGGGCUACCAUUACAAGGAUAUGUAUUUGCUUAGCUGAAAAAAAAAAUUACCGUUUAAGAUGACUUUUUUUUAUAAAAGACUACAAGGUGUGGAGGCAAAACAACCAAUCGUGUAAAAGUGCCAAAUCUCUGAUUUCGUCAGAGGCCUUCGUAUUCGUGUUGUGUUCGAUCCAGAACCCAGAGCUCCACGAUGUGCGCCGUGCCCGCACGUCCCGAGUUUAGACGCUGAAUGUCCCAGGGUAUCAUUACUGUAACAGUACCGUAGGUACAACAUGUUUACAUUUGUUACAGGUGAGUUCAAUUCUCAGAUUAUUUACAACACAGAAUGUGGUGCCAGUUUUUAAUGCAAGUCGCUUGGUUUUAAGCACAGAGCUAUGCAUCAGUAGUUGUAGUUGAUUUCUGACGUAGUGAGGGCGCCGGUCAUUUUUAGGGCGCUUCUGUUAAAUGAUCAACCAAAAAGUGCUGCAGAAGACAGGUCGUCUCUCCCCGGCCCCGCCUCGGCCUCAUCAUGUAACCGGUGGUUUGGAUGCAGAAGAAAUGUUUCAGUUACUUAUUUAAGAGACCAGAUUGAAGACAUUCUUGCUGGUACUUCUUGGUGUCUUUUCUACCUUUCUCCUUUUUGUUCUGUUUAGUUUUAUUUUGGGUUUGUUUUUAUUUUCUCUGCACGACGGCUGUAAAUUGAAAAUGCCAUCUGAGUGCGCGCGGGUGUGUGUCCGGGUGUCUGUCUCCUCCCAGUAUAUUGCACUGUAAUGUUGAUGCAUGUCAACUACCAUAACAAAGCCUAUAUUGGGUUAAAAGAAUGGAUCAGCUUCAACUCUAACCUUGCUACUCAACUUUUCUUCUCAUUUUUGAGCUUAUAUUUAUGAAUACAUGCAGUAUAUUUGUACAGAGAAAAAUGAUAAUUUUGCAUCUGUGGUGGUCUAGACUUUGAUGGCACUCUUGCAUGAUAGCAAUAAACUAUUUUGAA